GACUGAUAGCUAAGAGACAGACAGUUGCUGCUUCACCUGCACCGCCUCACAAACAGAACCUGUCUGAUCACAUCAGAUCACAGUUUGAUUUAAAGUCAGCUUCUUCAUCACUCUGAAGAGGAGAUCUCAACACUUCAGGAGGACCAGGAGACCUGGAGAUGGGGAGUUCAGGUUCAACACCAAGAUCAAGCAGAAGAUUGAGCAUAGACCUCCCUACUGAUAUCAGAGAGAUGCAGCAGAGAAGAGAUGAAGUCAGAAGAGAUGCAGAAGAGAAGAGAUGAAGUCAGAAGAGCAGGAUAUGUUUCUGGAGGAGCAGGAGCAGGAGUAGCAAUAGGACUCCUGCUCCUUGCAGCUCCAUUCACUGGGGGGGUUAGUUUAGCAGCAGUAGUAGCAUUACUGUUUGCAGUAGUAGCAGGAGCGUUAGCAGUAGCAGGAACAGCACUAGGAGCAACAGUAGGACUAGGACACCUGUUCUUUGCAGCUCCAUCCCCCAAGGGGUCUAGUUUAGCAGAAAGAGAGUUAGCAGAAGCAGGAGGAGCAGCAGGACCAGUAGUAGAAAGACCGUUAGCAGUAGUAGGAAGAGCAGUAGCAGGAGGAGCAGCAGCAGCAGAAGCAGCAGUAGUAGAAGGAGGGUUAGCAGCAGCAGCAAGAAGAGCAGUAGCAGAAGCAAUAGGAAAAGGAAUCUUAGCAUCAUUUGGAGGAGCAGUAGCAGGAGGAGUAGGAGCAGCAGUAGGAAUAGUCCUGGUCCUUGCAGCUCCGUUCCCUGGGGCGGCUAGUUUAGCAGCAGGAUCAGUGUUAGCAGUAGCAGGAGGAGCAGCAGGAGUAGGACUCCUGGUCCUUGCAGCUCAGUUCACUGAGGGGGCUAGUUUAGCAGCAGUAGGAGCAGGAGUGUUAGCAAUAGCAGGAGGAGCAGCAGCAGGAGGAGUAGGAGCAGGAGGAGUAGGAGCAGUGGUAGUAGGAAUAGUACUGGUCCUUGCAGCUCAGUUCACUGAGGGGGCUAGUUUAGCAGCAGCAGUAGGCGCUGUAGCAGGAGGAGUAGGAGCAGUAGUAGGAGUAGGAAUAGGACUCCUGGUCUUUGCAGCUCUGUUUACUGGGGGGGUUAGUUUAGCAGCAAUAGGAGCAGAAGCGUUAGCAGUAUUAGGAGGAGUAGUAGCAGGAGGAGCAGUAGCAGCAGAAGACGCACAAGCAGGAGCCGCAGCAGGAGGAGUAGGAGCAGGAGUAGGUAUAGGACUCCUGGUCCUUGCAGCUCAGGUCACUGGGAGGGCUGAUUUAGCAGCAGGAGCAGCGUUAGCAGUAGUCUCAGGAGGAGUUGCAGCAGGAGCACUAGCAGGAGGAAGAUGAGCUGUGGUUGUAAAUGCAAUAAAAACAAUUAAAUAGAACAGAAGUAUAAAGAAAGUAGAAGAACUGGGGAAAGACUUUAUGGAGAUCAUAGAACCGCUGAAGAACAACCUGGUAGAAAUAAAGAGGACGGGUGAGAAGUUGGAGCAAAGAUCAGCUGAAGAUCAGGCUGGAAACACUCUGACAGACAUGGAGCGGUUUUGUAAAAGAUUCUAAGCGACGUGUUCAUUGAAUGAGGAAGAAGGAAGAAGAGGCUCGGGUCCAAUUGAGGAUUAAGCAAAGGAUUUAAUUACAACAGAACGAUGAAAUGACAUGACAAAACCAUAAAACACAAAAACACUGCUAGCAGCGGACUGGAAAAUAUGCUUCCCCUGGUGGAGUCACAAUUUAGCAGUCCUGAAAUCACCUCAGUAUCCCAAAUGUAUUCCUUUAGAAUUGUGAGUGGUUCCUUGAAUCUCUCCCAAGAUAAGGACACACCUCUGAAGGUUUACUCCAGGUCACAGACAGGGUCUUUAUAUGGGUAGUGCCAAUUCUAUUCCAGUCCUGCCUCAAGACCCAUCUCUUCACCUCAUGCAUUUAUCUUGUUUUAAUCUAGUCUGUGACAGCAGGGUGUGGCUCUCAAAGCUGUUUAAACAAUAGGUCUCCUUGUGUUGGGACAAGGAGCUUCCUCAUGUGUGCUGAAUGGCAGACAUGAUGUAAUUAUUCUUCAGAAGGUCGGGAAGGUGAGAGGCAGACAAAUGCUGAUUAAGUCUUGGUCAGUACUGAUACAAUUAUUUUCGCCCAGCUGCAGUGUGCAUUUAAUGCAUCUGAACCAAAAGUACACUGUUUUUAAAACAUCAGCAUUGUUUUUUACUUUUUAUAACCCAACAGUUUCAGUGAACUCUGAGACAAGUUUCUGAACUGGCAGGAAGAAGUAAAGUACUUUUGUCUGCAGCUGAAAUACUGAUGAGUUUCAUUAUGAAAGUCUUCAGAGUCACUGCGAACCCUAAAAAGUUAUGAUACUACAUCAAGCAGUCAUCUGAUCGCUGUCAGGAGGUGAAAGACUUAAUUGCAAAGUAGAGAUAGAAGCAGCAGUGAGAACAAAAAUACUGGUUCACAAUGAAACGGCUGACUGUUUGUGUUUGAACAUUUAUCUAACCAACUUGAUUUUUUUGUAACUGAAUCAGAUGAACAAUAAUACUUUAUGAUAUUUGAAAUGUUGGACCGAAUUAUUUUAUUGAGGCUAUAAAUAAAUUCAUGUUUAAUACCUUUAUCAGAGCUGAUCCCUGAAUAGAGGGGGAGCUGAAAGGAUGAUGAAGUGACUGAGGUAGUCAAACAUCUCCCCGGUGGGAAAGCCUCGAGGAUUGAUGAGAUCCAUCUAGAAAUGCUGAAAGUUCUGGGGGAGGGGGCUGUCUUGGUUGAUACGCCUCUUCAACAUGCGUGGAAGUUUGGAGCAGUGCCUAAGGAGUGGCAGACCUGGGGGAUGUUUCCCCUGUUCAAAAAGGGGGACCAGAGAGUGUGGACCAACAAAUCACACUUCUCAGUCACAAAUCCACUCCAAGGUGCUGGAGAGGAGGGUUCGGCCGAUAGUGGAACCUCAGACUGAAGCGGAGUUAGUUUUAACUCACACCUAACCCUAAACCUGUAACCCUAACCCCAAACCCCUAUCCCUGAACUUCGCAAACCCUACACUACCAUCAGUCUGACACCAUAAAAUCAUUCAAAUCCCACCUCAACCCCACCUGUUUAAACCGGUUUACUCAAUAUAACUUAGAAUUGAUUCACUUUCCACUACCAUAUUGUUUUUUAAAUUAGUGUCACAUUUUUCUCAUGUUAUGUCAUGUCUUGUCUUUGUCAUCGCCUGUCUUGCUGUUUUAUUAUGUUUUUAUCUGAUGUAGGGUUUUUGGGGGUUUUGUUUUGAAAUUAUUAACAAAUAAAAUGUAUUAUUAUUUGUAUUAAGAUGCUGAAAAUGUUUGUCAUGUGUUUUACAGAAUUGCAGUUCCUGGAGUCAUUCCCCACAGACCCCCGUGUUAAAAAAAAAUCAUACAGCAGAAAUAAACACUUUUAGUCUGGUACGUCUUGCU
Molecule: messenger RNA, 3401 nt
Organism: Perca flavescens (yellow perch)
Lineage: Eukaryota; Metazoa; Chordata; Actinopteri; Perciformes; Percidae
Product: spidroin-1-like
Exons: 2
Coding region: 247-1341 (364 amino acids)
Source: RefSeq, a predicted model, not a curated record